Molecule: messenger RNA, 462 nt
Organism: Lontra canadensis (Northern American river otter)
Lineage: Eukaryota; Metazoa; Chordata; Mammalia; Carnivora; Mustelidae
Gene: KLK15
Product: kallikrein related peptidase 15
Biological process (GO): proteolysis
Molecular function (GO): serine-type endopeptidase activity
Source: RefSeq, a predicted model, not a curated record
AUGCUGGGAAGUGAGGAGUGUGAGCCCCACUCCCAGCCGUGCCAAGUGGCCCUAUCUGAGCAUGGGCGUUUCAGCUGUGGUGCUUCCCUCAUUUCCGCAGUCUGGGUGCGGUCUACAACCCACUGCCAAACCUGCCUCAUGAGAGUGCGCCUGGGCAAGCACAAUCUGGGCAAGCACAAUCUGCGCAAGCACAGUGGUCCCAAGCGGCUGCGCACUGUGGCCCGAGUCAUCCCACACCAGCGCUACGAGCGCAGCCAUCGCCGCGACGUGUUGCUACGUCUGACACGGCCCGCGUGCCUCUCCCUGCACGGUGACUCUGGGGGGCCCCUGGUCUGUGACAGAGUCUUGCAGGGCAUUGUGUCCUGGGGUGAUGUCCCCUGUGACACUACUACCAAGCCUGGUGUCUAUACCAAAGUCUGUAGCUACUUGGAGUGGAUUAAGGAAAGCAUGAAGAGGAUCUGA